This is a messenger RNA of Geodia barretti, 1986 nucleotides long. The record is from the annotation of a GenBank genome assembly. NCBI's taxonomy places the organism in Eukaryota, Metazoa, Porifera, Demospongiae, Tetractinellida, Geodiidae.
CUAUUCCCCCAACCCUUUGCAACAAAAACCUGGACCCUCUACCAAACCUACAGAGUAGUUUGUACUGUAUAGCUAGACUACCCUUCUUAGUUUACUCAUACAACGUUUCUAGUUAAAUUCCAAUUACCCAUUUUUGUUUGGGCGUGGCAUUACUUUGAAUUCAUUUUCUUAUUAUUCACAAGAGUUUUGAAAGUGCCUUAAUAAUAUUCAUCAAAUAUUCACAAUCAUGAUUCUUCUCUUUAACGUUGCCAAGGCUACGAAGGUUUCAGCCUAGUAUAGCUAGCAGUAUAAAACUCAAGUUACAAGAGAGGCAUACAAUGAACUACUGUCCAUGUGGCGCCACACCUCUGUCUGUUCUGCAAAAGCAGGACUGUUCUAAUGGUGAUAGUGCCCCUACUUGUGGUCGCAGGUGUGGUAAAGAGAAGCUAAUUUGUUCUACCUCAGGAGAGCAGCACAUUUGUCGUUCCCAAUGCCAUAAUGGACCGUGUCCACCAUGCACAAAAUCACGUGUUGUGCAGUGCAUUGAGUGCAAGGAUAAAGUGCGUGUUGACUGUCAAGACCUAAAACAAACAGAGGAGUAUAUAUGUGGAAGGUGCUUCAAACCCUGUAAUAAAGUGAAGAAUUGUGGACGUCAUUGGUGUUACAAGCACAAGUGUCAGGGAUCGGACUCAUCACACUUGUGUGAUAAGGUGUGCAAUAGACGACUUGGAUGUGGUAACCAUGAUUGUGACCAACCCUGCCACAGUGGAGACUGCAAAAUGUGUCCCCAUACAAGUAUUCACAAACUUGACUGUGGCUGUAGUGAGGAAGUGGUAGUACCAUGUGCAGCCACAUUACCAACAUGCAACAAACCAUGUGCACGAAUCCAUGCCUGUGAUCAUGAAGUGACCCAUAUGUGUCAUAAUAAAGACGCAUGUCCUCCAUGCACUACUCUAACAGACAAAAUGUGUACUGGUGGACACAAGACAAUUACAAUGCCAUGUUAUACAAAAAUCAUGACAUGUGAUAGCAUUUGUGGAAAAAUACUUCCAUGUGGGCAGCACCAGUGUCAAAGAAAGUGUCAUGAUGGUUACUGCACUAAAACCUCGGAAAAGUGCAAGCAGCUUUGCCAAACCCUUCGCAACAAUUGUGGGCAUAUGUGUGGUUUAGUUUGUCAUGCCCCGAAAGAGUGCCCAAAGACUAAUUGCAUGGAAAAGUUAACUGUAACAUGUAAGUGUGGUAAGAUAAAACAACAAAAGCCUUGCUUCUUGUUGGUAACGGGCUCAGAAACUGAUCACAUGUUCCUGCAAAGUCCUCAAAAGAUCUUACAAUGUGACAGUGAAUGCAGGAGGAAUUCACAGGCCAACUUGCCUCAGGACAGAACAAAUGAUGUGGAUUUCAUGGAUUUUGUGAAGUCAGAACUGCAAUGGUUUACUGAACAGGCUAAGAAGGGACUGGUUGAACCAAGGUACAAGUUUGCAGCUACAUCAAAAGAAAACAGACACAUCAUUCAUGCUCUGGCACCACAUUAUGGUUGUACAACUGAUAGCUAUGGCACGGGCCCACAGCGUUACACUGCGGUUAGCUAUGUAGGUGAAACUUAAAGGAGAAGCACCGAAACAAUGACAGAAGAGUUUUUUCUAUUAUUGCACAGUUAUAGUUAGCUAUACUCUUGAAGAAACAUUUUAUUAAAGCUACCUUCAUGAAUAAUCGGGAAGCUUUUGUGGCCAUGGGUACAUAAAGCACUAAACCACAAACUGCUUCCAUAUCUGCAAUGAAGUGAAGACAUAUUUGCACACAUGGUUUUGGCAUACUGAUGAGGACCAUUAGGUAUUUGGCAUUUCCAAACCUGUCAAUUGUGCUUGUGUUAGCUUGUAACUCCCUGGAGGAGGUAUGUCAGCGCUGAUCUUGUAGAAGUAAAUUACCUCACUCAAUCACUUACAUCAUCUUGAAACUAGUCAUGUCAACAAAGAGGUCAAAGCAAAGCAAAGGCAAACAAAUCAACUA